Messenger RNA from Paramuricea clavata, 282 nucleotides. The record is from the annotation of a GenBank genome assembly. Lineage: Eukaryota; Metazoa; Cnidaria; Anthozoa; Malacalcyonacea; Plexauridae.
AUGGCGGACGUUAUAAUGGCGGACGCUGUUAUCGAAGAGCGAGAAAGGGACGAAAUAUUUUCAAGGCCGUUUCACGAGGCGUAUCUGACGAAUAAAGUUGUUUGUCCGAUGGCUGAAUGCCUGGAAAACUUUCGUUUUUUUAAAGAAAGUGGACUUGCGCAUCAUUUCCGCACUGUUCACAACCGACAGAUGGUGCCGCAAGAUACGAAGAAUUCAGCUUUGGCCAUGAAACGUAUGUUUGGCGAAGAAACUUUAAGAUUUAUUAAAUAUAUCUCUUUUUAA